Messenger RNA from Oxyura jamaicensis (ruddy duck), 3340 nucleotides. RefSeq names its product ring finger protein 139 (gene RNF139). Gene Ontology annotation, biological process: ERAD pathway. The transcript is spliced from 2 exons. Gene Ontology annotation, cellular component: endoplasmic reticulum; endomembrane system. Gene Ontology annotation, molecular function: zinc ion binding; ubiquitin protein ligase activity. The record is from RefSeq and is a predicted model, not a curated record. Lineage: Eukaryota; Metazoa; Chordata; Aves; Anseriformes; Anatidae. The coding region runs from base 81 to 2072 and encodes 663 amino acids.
CGGCCUCGUUCCCUCGCAGCCUGCCCUCCGCUUUUUUUUUUUUUUUUUUUUUUUUAAAUUAUUAUUUUUCCGGGGGGGAUAUGGCGGCCCCGGGCCCUCCGCAGCUCGCUUGGCUGCGGCUGGGCCCGCGGCUGCGUGCCGGGCUGGAGGUCGCGCUGCGGGUGCCCAGCUUGUUCCUCAUCGACGCCAUCUUCAACUCGUCCCCGCUGCCGGGGGGCUCCGUGUGCGCCGCGCUCCUGGCCGUGCUGCUGCGGCUGCUGGGUGUCUUUGUAUCCAGUGUUGUUCUGGUGUUACAACAGCGAGCACUUUUCAAGUUCUACAUGAUCGCCUCCGCGUUUCUGCUGGCUGCAACUUCAGUGUUGGUGAAUUACUACGCUUCUUUGCACAUAAACUUCUACAGUGCCUAUUACACAGCAGCUUUUGGAAUUCAGUUCUUCCCUCACAAAGGACCCUCGCUAUGGAUGGCGCUUUCCAUCCUCCAGCUGACCUUUGGGAUCGGAUACGUUACGUUGCUGAACGUGCGGUCCAUAUACUCUCAGCUCAUCAUCCUGGACAUACUGAUCCCUGUAAUCGGCUUGGUUGUUGAACUACCUUUGAGUGUCCGACAGAUACUGGUUUUUAUUUCAGGCCUAGUGCUGACACUGAACACCACAGCCAUUCUAGUCACAAAAAUUAAAUGGUUCUAUUACUCUGUGCGGUACGUUUAUCUGCUGGUGAGGCACAUGUACCGCAUUUAUGGAUUACAGCUACUGAUGGAGGAUACGUGGAAGAGGAUUCGCUUUCCCGCUGUGCUGCGGGUCUUCUGGCUGACGAGACUUACAGCACAGGCUGUGGUGCUGACGUACGUCGUAAAGAUGGCCGAAACCAACACAGAAGACACAUUAUUGAUAUCGUGGGAUAAUUGCUGGGAACUGAUUUGCAGCCUGAUAAUAAGCGGGUGUGAUUCUACCUUAACUGUGUUAGGCAUGAGUGCUGUCAUCUCCUCCAUAGCACAUUACUUGGGACUCGGCAUCUUGGCCUUCAUCGGCUCAACCGAUGAAGAUGACAGAAGGCUUGGUUUUGUAGCACCUGUUUUGUUUUUCAUUUUGGCCCUGCAGACUGGCUUGAGCGGCCUGAAACCAGAGGAAAGACUGGUUCGCUUGAGUCGAAACAUGUGCCUUUUGCUGACCGCAGUCCUGCAUUUCAUCCACGGAAUGACAGACCCCGUGCUGAUGUCUCUCAGUGCCUCCCACGUGUCGUCGUUCCGCAGACACUUCCCCGUGCUGUUUGUUUCAGCUUGCCUUUUUGUCCUGCCAGUUCUGCUCAGCUACGUCCUCUGGCACCACUAUGCACUGAACACGUGGCUCUUCGCGGUCACGGCGUUCUGCGUAGAGCUUUGCCUAAAAGUAAUCGUUUCUAUCACUGUUUAUAUAUUGUUUAUGAUCGAUGGCUACUAUAAUGUGCUGUGGGAGAAACUUGAUGAUUAUGUCUAUUAUGUUCGUUCAACGGGCAAUAUUAUUGAGUUUAUAUUUGGAGUGAUGAUGUUUGGGAACGGAGCUUACACGAUGAUCUUCGAGUCGGGAAGUAAGAUCCGUGCGUGCAUGAUGUGUCUGCAUGCGUACUUCAACAUCUACUUACAAGCAAGGAACGGCUGGAAAACUUUUAUAAACCGCAGGACUGCUGUUAAGAAAAUCAACUCCCUUCCAGAGGUAAAAGGGAGCCGGCUACGUGAAAUAGACGACGUAUGUGCAAUCUGCUACCACGAGUUCACCACCUCUGCUCGCAUUACUCCCUGCAACCAUUACUUCCAUGCACUUUGUCUUCGGAAGUGGCUGUACAUUCAGGACACGUGCCCCAUGUGCCAUCAGAAGGUGUAUAUUGAGGACAAGGAAAAUGCCAAUAUCUCUAACAACAGUGGAUUUGUGGCACCCAAUGAAGGUCCCGUAGAAGCUGCGGAAGAAGCUGCUGAUGCUGAAAACGAAUUAAAUGAAGAUAAUGACAGUUCAGAGAGUGACGAAGACGAUGAUGAUGACUGUGUGGAACAGCACUUGAAUAAGACUCUUAAUGCUAACUCUAACUCUCGGGGUGAUUGAGAAGUCCUUUCCUAAGCUGUGAGGUAUUUGUUUAAAUUGACUUCAACAGAUAAAAAGUAUCACUUUGUAGUUGUUAUACCUAAGCACAACAGCAGUAUCUUGAUGUUGAGUCUGUGAAUGGUGGUUGUUUACUGUGGUGUGUGCUACUGUAAAUAUACCUCUAACUUGCUGGUCUCUUUCAUGACCACCUUAAAUUAUGUACAUUAUUGUACAUGGAAUAAAAUGUUUUCAUGUUUUUAAGAUGGUUGGAAAAACACUCUUUAAUUGAUGUAGUGAGAAUGCUGUGCCAAAGACUGUAUACCAGUAAUCCCCGAUCAAUGAGUUCUGGAUGUAAAGGAGAAAUAUUGGUGAAAGCAGACUGUUCAACAGCUCAAAUCAGAAAUGAAAAGCCUGAACCAAAGUAGCUUUACUUACAAAUUCAGUAUUAGCAGAGCUUUAUUGCUUAAAAACUAGUGAGUUGUAUUUAAAAAUAAAAAAUAAAAAAAAUAGGCUGGUAGACUUAAUGCUACAGCAUUUGUGUAUGCGGAACAAAAAAAUGAAACUGUUAAGCUUUCGGGCAAAGUAGUAAAGCAUGCACUUGAUUUGUUAAGCACUUCUGAAUUACCAGUAGUAACUUGAAGUAUUCUACAUGUGAAUUCAGCAGCCUGGUAUUCGUUUUGCGAUGCAUACACGUAUUAACAAGAGCUGCUAGCUUAGACUAUCUUAAAAAUUGAUCCUGAAUCUUGAUGAAAAGGAAAUAGGGCUGAGAAACUGUACCAAUGCAGACCACCUUUUUCAAAAUCAGCUUUAAUCUUGUACAAAAAAGCACUACAUACUGGCUUCCAUUGAUAAGGACUUGCAGAUAUGAUCAGUCUUAAGUUAUGCUGAGUGAGUGUAAGAAGAACAACUUUAUAUAUUUGGAAAGAAGACUUUAAUAGUGUUGUUAUAUAGCGUAUUGGCCAACUCGAGCGGGUCUUCUUCUCUUACCGCUGCCAUUAUUUCCAGGAUUUGACUAGAAAAGAAAGAUUGCUAUUAGAGACUCUGAAACUCAGUACUGAAUAUAUGUCAGACUGUCGCAUCUGUAUGUACAUAAGUAACUAAGAUUCACCUGGAAUAAAAACCUCCUUGGAGAGCAACAGGGUAAGAUGCUCAAAUCUGCAAACAGCUUCACUUCUAAGUAAGUCACUGACGUCCGUUCCCUGAACACGGGUUGCUCACUGGUACAGAUUCAUCUUUGGUCUUUUGACUCUUGUUCAGAGGUUAUUAAACAGCUUGCUGUUUCAAAGAAA